Oncorhynchus masou masou (cherry salmon) is the source of this 3693-nucleotide messenger RNA. RefSeq names its product transmembrane protein 199-like. The transcript is spliced from 6 exons. Gene Ontology annotation, cellular component: endomembrane system. The record is from RefSeq and is a predicted model, not a curated record. Gene Ontology annotation, biological process: vacuolar proton-transporting V-type ATPase complex assembly. NCBI's taxonomy places the organism in Eukaryota, Metazoa, Chordata, Actinopteri, Salmoniformes, Salmonidae. Bases 402 to 1001 code for a protein of 199 amino acids.
UGUCACAAGGUGAACAUAGACGCUUCAAAUACAGCUUUCUCUGUCGGUUGUAUUUAUUUCUAGAUUUGUAAAAUUAGCUAAACUCUCAUCGUUAUCAGAACAACUUAAAAUGGGUACUUGAUACGAUGAUUAGAUUAAUACUAAAUGUAUCCAUUUGGGAAGAAUUGGGAAUGGAUCAUCUUUAUAAACUGCCAACGUUUGCUCCUGGUCGUAGGUUUGCUAGCUAACGUUGUAAGCUAUACAUGAAGCCAGAGCAUUCUCUUCUUGUAGCUAGCUAGAUCAGCUGGCUAACUCUGCCCGGCCAGCUACGGGCGAACAACAGCUAGCUAAUCCAGCCACUUGUUAGCUCAUUUCAUUGUAACUAACUACAUAAGUCUGAAAGUUAACGUUAGCUAAAGAGAAUGGCGUCGUCAUUUGUGAUUGGAAACACAUUUCGAGAGAGAGUAAGAGACUUGCUGGAGAAGGAUGAAGCUUCAGUUCCAACAGAACUACAGAAAGAAUUGGAAGAUAUUCUUCAACGGGAACAGCCAUCAACUCUGUCUUUCAGAACUGCAAGGAAAUUUCAUAAAUGUCUGCUCGACAAUGGUCAACCCUUCUACCUUAAUGAGUUGUUGGAGGACAGCUCAUUGCACCUGCCUGAGGUUGAAACGCCCCCCAGAAACCCUGUGCUCGUGGCUCGUCUGGAGCGAAUCAGAGCCAAGUUGGCCAAUGAAGAAUACAACAGGAUGACACGGAAUGUAAACACUCAGCAAAUGAAUCGGCGUGAGACAUUGGCGGACUUUGGGAAAGAAGUACGCUCAGCCAAAGCUGCUGUUGUGACGGUCUUAAACUUCCUAGUGACAGUGGUGGCGACGUUCGCCUGCUCCUAUCUCGGCAGUCAAUACCUCUUCACAGAGACAACGGCGAGGGUGAUAUCUGCAGUGAUUGCUGCGUCCAUUGUCGGCCUGGCAGAGCUGUAUGUUCUGGUACGGACCAUGGAGGGAGAGCUAGGAGAACCAUAGCACCAGUCAGUGUUCUUAUCAACAAAACUCAUUGCUGGAGAACUAUGCCCUUACCUGACCGACCAGUGGACUUCAAAAACGGAAAUCAAAGGGGUUAAAUUUACAUGACAUUUUAGUCAUUUAGCAGACACUCUUAUCCAGAGUGACUUACAGGAGCAGAUAGGGUUAAGUGCCUUGCUCAAGGGCACAUCAACGAAUGUUUCACCUCGUCAGCUCGGGGAAUUGAAAACAGCAACCUUUCGGAUGCUGGCCCAACCUCAUAACCGCUAGGCUACCUGAGUGGAAGUCGAUGUACAGCUUUAACUUAACCCCAAAACUAGUGAUAAGAAUUGUCCCACGUUAUUCAUGAAUUGAAAACGGAUCAGUGUGAAGAUCUUGAAUGUGACCCAGAUGUAAAAGUUGCUUGUGUUUUACCAUCGCUUCUCUAUCAUGAUGACGUUGACUCCGCGUUUCCCAACUCGUUUAUUGAUUAAUGUCCACUAAACAAGUUGGGAUAUUUAGCUAUUUAUUUCCAUCCAUUUUGCUUUCAUAGUGCCUGUUAAAAUAACCAAAUUUAAAAGAAAAUGUAAGAUCAUUUCCUACUAGGAUGUAUCGGGGAUUUUUUCAUACAAUAGUUUAUUCAUACUGUACUUUACACUCCUUCGGUGUGUUUCUGUGAAGUCAGUAUUGUUUGUUUGUCUACUCAAUAAAGUUAGCGGCCAUGGAAUUACCUCUAAGAUCAGUUUGGUUCAAUGUAAAAAAAAAAAAUACAUUCAGUACCAGUCCAAAGUUUGGACACACCUACUCAUUCAAAGGUUUUUCUUUAUUUUGACUGAAAAACGUGUGUGUGUGUGUGUACACAAACCCCCCUCUAUGGUUAGGAUUGAAGUUUUGAGCUGCUUCAUAACAGUUCUUGAUAAGUCCCACUUUACCCUUACAUUGACCGUAUUAGCCCUGGUAAUAUUAAGGAUAUUCCAUGUUCUAUUAGAAAUAAAAUAGUUGUUUUUGUCCAUUGUACCUGGCCAUUUACAGUAAAUUGAGGCAAGUGGUAAACUUUGAGUAACAAUUGUCUCACAUCAGACUGAGUACAGUUAACACAUUCACACUAUGAAAGGCUUAUCACUUCUAUUCAUGCCAGUAGUAGCCUAUAAUUGGGCUAGAAAAACUCACAGGCAGUGUCUUUGGAGAAUACGGUUGUUUAUGACUAGUGAAGUUAUUAUUCCAGCCAGCUCUCUAGCACGGGGCCCCCCCUGGGUGAAUUUUGGGUUUUUUGCCCUAGCACUAUAAAGCUGAUUUAAAUAAUCAAAGCUUGAUGAGUUGGUUAUUUGAAUCAGCUGUGUAGUACUAGGGCAAAAACCAAAACGUGCCCCCGGGGGAGGCCUCAGGACCGAGUUUGGGAAACCCUGCUCUAGCAUCCUGCUUCCAGAUGUGGCACAGUAUUGUCUUCAACUGCCGAUCGGCACUUACCUGUUUUGAGGUGAAUUAGAGAGCAAGAUGGAUUUUACAGGCCACAAACAAACACACCAAUUAUAGUUACCCUGGGAGCUGUGUAGUACUUAAAUCUGUUCCAUGACAACACUUAUCUCUUUUCAUGAUUCAAAACCAUUUUCCUAUGAUAUCUGACUUUGGCUUGUGUUAGGACUUUUCCCCCACCUAUACUGUAUCUCUGGACAAUUUCCUUUCCUAUUGGUUGAAAGAUUAAAGGAUGUAACUACAUCUGGAAUACAAAAAAGUAUCUCAAAGAUCUGAGAUUUGACACCCAGAUUAAGGGUUUAUUGAAAGAUUAUUUGGUAUUAAAGAUGAUUAUGAUAUUGAGAGAUCACUGUCCAGCAGGCCGGGGUGAACUGUCAACAUGCUCUUGUCCUAUCUUGACUGUAUUACUCACAUGUAAUACUUCACUGGAGACCUUAAACCCAGCUAGAAUUAAAGAGCUGGUAAGCUGAUAGACGCUGAGCUUCAGUUUUAAUUUAUUUCUUAUUAUUCAUUUUUUCUCUGUCCAACCCAUAUUAUUGGAGAAAAAAAGUUUUUAUUUGGAAAAUAAUUAUUUCUGUCAUGGUAUCUUGACACAAGAAAUCAUUUUAAUCAGGAUAUUUUGAAAGAUAAUACUCCCGGAAACAUUAAAUGUCGAAUCAAAUCCGCCUGGAAUGAAUAACAGACCAAAUGGAUCUAUGAGACCUGAUUCUAUGUCACGUAGAAUACAAAUACCUCCGUAAACAACUAUGUAACAUUACAGUAUGUAAUGCAUAUGGGUCCUCUUGUCCUCCACAGAAAGUUGCUUGUCCAUCAAAGACCCUACAAAAUAAAACUACGAGAGGGCUAUCCUAUAGGUAACCCUAUCUCUGUAACCAUAUAUUAUAUUAUUUAACUGUUUUAAAAAAGGUCAUAUUAAAUCAUUACUAUGGUGAAAUACAUCAAUAUAUUCCUCUUUGGAUGAAUUAAACGAUUAUUACGAUUAUUCACAAGCUAAUGAAAGACAUAAGAUUCACACAUUUAACAACAAAAUAAAAACAAACAAAAUUGGUCAAUUGGUCACAGAUUCUGCCAAUGUGGAGAGACAGACAACACACAUACAGUGCCUUCAGAAAGCAUUCACACCCCUUAAUAUUUUCCACAUGUUGUUUGCGUUACAGCCUACACACAAUACCCCAUAAUGUCAAAGUGGAUUUUUGUUUUUAGAAAUUUGUACAAAUUCAUUAAAAAUGAAAAGCUGAAA